Messenger RNA from Leptopilina boulardi, 1231 nucleotides. RefSeq lists its product as uncharacterized. Bases 65 to 1231 code for a protein of 388 amino acids. The transcript has 2 exons. Lineage: Eukaryota; Metazoa; Arthropoda; Insecta; Hymenoptera; Figitidae. The record is from RefSeq and is a predicted model, not a curated record.
UGCUGCCGAUUAUGAGGGAGACGAAAGAAAUCAAAAUGUUAAGAGAAGAAAUGCAUUUAUUUUUAUGAAAAUAGAAAAAUACUUCGCUAAAGGAUACAGCUUACAAAUGAUCCUACAUCUGCUGCGAACCAAUUGGAAUAUAAAUAUCUCUCGGCGAACUUUUUCUAGAAUUUUAAACAUGUUAAACUUAAAGAGAAAAAACAUUAAUGAAAGUCCGUAUGCGGAAUUGGUGACUGCUAUUCUUUUGGAACUCGAAGGAAGUGGUUUUAAUCUUGGAUACAGAGCAAUGUGGAAACGAUUAAAAAAAGUUUAUAAUUUAACUGCAAAACAGGAAACAAUAAGGAUAUUACUCGGUGGAAUCGAUCCGGAUGGAGUUGAAGGUCGACGUAGAUAUCGUUUAAAGAGGAGAGUAUACAGUGCUCCUGGUCCCAAUCACAUUUGGCAUGCCGACAACCACGAUAAAUUAAAAAGAUUCGGGUUUCCAAUAUACGGUUGCAUAGACGGUUUUUCUAAAAAAGUUAUUUGGUUGCGUGUAUCAAGGACAAAUAAUAAUCCUAAUGUAAUUGGUAGCUAUUAUUUAACAGCUAUUGAAAAACAUGGAUUUCUUCCUACAUUAGUAAGGGCGGAUAAUGGCACGGAAGCGACACUCAUGGAAGACAUGCAUAUGGCUCUGCGAUAUCACCAUGACGAUGAAUGUGCUGGGAUUAAAAGCUUUAUACGCGGAAAAAGUACAAGGAAUCAACGAAUCGAAUCGUAUUGGCGUCAAUUUCGACAGCACAUGGGGGAGUUUUACAUGCAACUUUUUAAAACAAUGGAAGAGGAAAAUUUAUUUAGAGCCGACUCUCCACUGCAUAUCGAGUGUUUGCGUUAUUGUUUUGGUAAACUAAUACAAGAUGACAUGGAGUUGACCAGAAAGGAAUGGAAUGAACACCGAAUCCGUAAGCAAAAUAAUCGUGAUGUUGCUGGUGGAAUACCGGAUGAGAUGUUCAAGUGGCCAGAGAAUUAUGGCGCAGUUCGAUGCGAAAAGCAACUAGAUUUGGAAAGUCUGCAGUGUCUAAAAGAGUAUGUGGAAGAGCCCAUUUUAAUUUCACCUGUUUUCAAUGAAUUAGUGAAACUUCUCGACAUUCGAAUUAGUGAAGUGGUAACAGCUGAAGAUGCUUUUAAUUUAUAUUUAACAAUAUUAAGGGCUAUUAGUAGUGAAUUGGGAGAGGUAGAUGUAUUAUUAUUGUAA